CCCCUACUGAGAGCACUGAAGCACCCGCCACCACCGAGGCAAUGGACACAUCAGCUGAUAACGCCGGUGCCAAGGAGAGCGACGUAGCAGCUGCUGGUCCACAAGCAACCACCGAGGUCAACGCACCGGACGGCGAAGGAAAGACAGAAGCUGCAGUGCUUCCAUCAGAGGCUGCCGAUGUCGCUACACCCUCGACCAGCAAGAACGGAAAGAGAAAGUCAACCUCGGGUGUGCCGGAGCACAAGGCCAAGAAGCUGAACAAGAAGAAGUCACAAGUCCAACUGAACCUUGGUAUCAAGGCCGGUGACUAUUACUGGGCUAGGCUCAAGGGCUAUCCACCAUGGCCCUCGAUUGUCUGCGACGAGGACAUGCUCCCCGAGAUUCUUCUGGGCACCAGACCUGUCAGCGCCCAGCGCGCCGAUGGCUCCUACCGCGAAGACUACGCAGACGACGGCAAGAACGCUCGCGACAGAACCUACCCCGUUAUGUUCUUGGGAACCAACGAGUUCUCAUGGAUGGUCAACACCUCUCUCACCAAGCUUGAGCCUGGUGAGUGCUCCCUCGACAAGCAGACCGGCAAGAUGUCCAAGGCUCUGAAGGAGGCUUAUGAUAUCGCCGAGGAACAGCACGACCUCGACUACUUCAAGAACAUGCUCGAGGAGUUUAUGCAACAACAGAAGCAGGCUCAGGAGGAAGAAGCUGCAAAGCAAGCUGAGAAGGAGGCCAAGGCCGCAAAGAAAGCUGAGAAGGCCGAGAAAGCUGCCACAGACAAGACCACAAAGGAGAAGAAGGACCGUAGAAAGAGCAAGAGCAAGGAGACUGUCUCCGAUGCAGAUGACAUGGAUCUCGAUAUUCCCGACGACGCCGAGGCCAAGCCCAGCAAGAAGAGAAAGAAGGACGCCGAUAGCGAAGGCGAGGGCCCCAAGCCCAAGAAGACACCCAAGGCAACAAAGGUCGCAGCUACCAAGACUAACGGCGAAUCGGCUAAGAAGCCGGCCAAGCCGAGGAAGGUCGUUCAAAAGCCCGCAGAGGAGGAGCCUGUCAACGAGGCUGAAAAGGCCGAGAGACGCGAGAAGGCCGUUCUUUACCUUCGCCACAGACUGCAAAAGGGAUUCUUGAUGCGCGACCAGACACCCAAGGAAGAAGAGAUGUCCACUAUGCACGAUUUCUUCAACCAACUCGAGGGCUAUCAGAACCUCGAGCCUGCCAUCAUUCGCGGCACCAAGAUCUACAAGGUGCUUCGCGGUAUCCUCAAGCUCUCGUCCAUUCCCAAGGAAGAGGAGUAUCAGUUCAAGAAGAGAUCGAAUGACCUUCUUGCUUCGUGGCACGAGGCUCUUGGCUCCAAGGGCGACGAGAAGGACGACGACAAGGCUGAAGACAAGGAGAGCAGCGAAAAGGCAGAGAAGGCCGAGGAAACAGUCGAGAAGGCAGACGUCAAGGAGCCUACUGAGACUGCUUCAAAGGAAGAAGCCACUGAGGACAAGGACGUGGCCAUGACUGACGCAAAGGACGAGAAGGCAGAGGCUGCACCCGCUGCAGACGGCGAGACUGCAACCGCCGCAUAAGCGUCGACCUCUGAUGUCAGCCCAAAACAUUUGCUACACAGAUUCAAAUAGCUGUGACUUAGCAGCCGCGGAAAAUCGGCUCACAUUGCUUGUAUCGUUUUUUGCU
This is a messenger RNA of Aureobasidium pullulans EXF-150, 1671 nucleotides long. RefSeq lists its product as uncharacterized. Gene Ontology annotation, biological process: anterograde axonal transport. NCBI's taxonomy places the organism in Eukaryota, Fungi, Ascomycota, Dothideomycetes, Dothideales, Saccotheciaceae. The transcript has 4 exons. Bases 42 to 1565 code for a protein of 507 amino acids. The record is from RefSeq and is a predicted model, not a curated record. Gene Ontology annotation, cellular component: mitochondrion.